Prunus persica (peach) is the source of this 1469-nucleotide messenger RNA. Its product is annotated as zinc finger CCCH domain-containing protein 14. Gene Ontology annotation, molecular function: mRNA binding; metal ion binding. The record is from RefSeq and is a predicted model, not a curated record. The coding region runs from base 251 to 1144 and encodes 297 amino acids. The transcript has 3 exons. Lineage: Eukaryota; Viridiplantae; Streptophyta; Magnoliopsida; Rosales; Rosaceae.
UAUCCCAGCCAAGCUCUGGACUCUCCCACUCUCGUUUUCGAAGCCGCUUUAGUUUUUAGCCCCAGCAGCUGCUCUUCCUCUUCCAAAACCCUUCUUCUAGGGUUAGGGUUUGGGCUAGGGUUUGCCUCUAUGUUCCUUUGUCUAUCUUCUGUCUAGGGUUUUCUGUAGUAGUAAAUAGAAAUUCUUUUAUUGUUUCUGUGCUCGUUUUUAGUCGUUUGGGUUCGUUCCGGAUCUCGAUCUGUGUUCGAGAAUGAUGGAUACUCGUAAAAGAGGGCGGCAUGAAGCUGGUGCCUUCCAUGCUAAUGGUGGCUUCAAGAAGAACAAGCAAGAAUUGGAGUCCUUUUCAACUGGUGUAGGAAGCAAAUCGAAGCCAUGCACCAAGUUUUUCAGCACUGCUGGCUGUCCUUUUGGCGAGAGUUGCCACUUCCUGCACUAUGUUCCUGGUGGUUAUAAUGCUGUGGCUCAGAUGAUGAAUCUUGCGCCUGCUCCUCAAGCAUCUAGGAACAUUGCUCCCCCACCAUCCAAUUCAAAUGGAUCCAGUUCAUCUGCAGUUAAAUCGCGCUUAUGCAAUAAAUAUAAUUCUGCUGAAGGCUGCAAAUUCGGUGACAAAUGCCAUUUUGCACAUGGUGAGUGGGAACUUGGCAAGCAUCUUGCUCAGUCCCACGAUGAUCCCCGUGCCAUGGGACCUGGUCCAGGCCGCAUGACCAAUUGGAUGGAGCCACCCCUUGCAGGCCCUGCAUCUAGCUUUGGUGCCUCGUCCACUGCCAAAAUCAGUGUAGAUGCUUCGCUUGCAGGAGCCAUUAUUGGGAAGGGUGGUGUAAAUUCGAAGCAGAUUUGUCGCCAGACAGGUGCCAAGCUUUCAAUCCGGGAGCAUGAGUCAGAUCCCAAUCUCAGGAACAUUGAACUAGAGGGGACCUUUGAACAGAUUCAGCAAGCAAGUGCCAUGGUGAGAGAGCUAAUUGUGACUGUUUCAAUGUCUGGCCCUGCAAAAACUCCUGGAGGAGGAGCUCCAGGGGCCCCGGCCCCUCCUGGAAGUAACUAUAAGACAAAGCUAUGCGAUAAUUUUACCAAAGGGACUUGCACCUUCGGAGAUAGAUGUCACUUUGCACACGGGGCUGCUGAAUUGCGGAAGUCUGGGAUGUGAGUGCUCUUUCAGUUUUUGCUUGCAACCUUGUACUAGUGGGAGAGCUGUUUUGAUUUGUCCAUGUGCAAUGCAACUUAGCGGAACUAACAAAAUUAUGAUAAUUUUUGGGCAUUUGGUUUCCUUUGUUUCUAGUGUAGCUUGUAGGCAUAAGUUUACUUUCUGAAUAUAUGUUUUAUAUGCUCGUCAUUUGUUUAUGUGGAAACUAGGGCAGGAUUAUUUGUCCAAAACUGUUGGUAAUUUUGAUGACACUUGCAGAACGUGGGUAGGAUUUUAAGCCUUAUAAUAACUUUUGUGUUUCAAUUGAAGUUCAUUAAGAACUGCAAAC